AUGGAUAAUAAUGAAAUCGAACAGCUAAUCACUCUUACAGGUGAUCGUUUUUAUGAAAGUAUUGAAGAACAAUAUGGAAGACUUGUUGAAAAAAUUUUACGAUAUCACGAUAUCGAUAGUUAUACGAUUUUGAGUCAAGUUGAUCAACAUGAAUUAAUUGAUUUAUUUGAAAAACCUGAUGAUGAAAAUUCUACCUGUGAAUUAAUUAACUUGAAAAAGGAGAUUUGUAAUAUAUAUCAUAAUUCAGUAUCAUUAAAAGUUGGGACGAAAAACAAAGUUAUUUUACUGUUAAAAUCAACUCAAGAUAUUGUUAAAAAGAAAAGAUUUCAAUUAGUAUCUCAAGCACGGUUAAACCGACUUGAGAAACAUCGAUCAGCAUCAUCAUCCUCAACUAACAACAGUGCUAGCGAUGGUGAAACUAGUUCAGGAAAAUAUCAUGCACCA
This is a messenger RNA of Rotaria sp. Silwood2, 444 nucleotides long. NCBI's taxonomy places the organism in Eukaryota, Metazoa, Rotifera, Eurotatoria, Philodinida, Philodinidae. The record is from the annotation of a GenBank genome assembly.